AGCACGCAGCGCAAAAGUUCCGCACCAUGAAGACCAAGUACAAGGACUUGAGGCGGAUGAACGACGUGGCGCGUGUCUACGGCAAGCCCCCCAGCCGACCCAGGUGGCGCUACUACGAUCUCAUGGACGAUUUUCUGCGAGGGCACCACGACGAUGGCCCUGUGCCCUCCGAGGCACCAGUCAUGGUCAUCUCGAACAUCUACUCUGUUGCAGAAGAGGCCGCUGCUGCUGCAGUCCCAGACGGCGAAGGCCUGAUAGUCCCUGAAGUCUGGUCUCCCGAAAGCUGUGUAAGCGACGGGCCCGAAAAGAAGAAGAUAAAGCAGGAGCCCCAGCACGACGAAGACGUGUCGUGGGACACAAACGACAGCGUCGAUAAUCAGCUGGACGGCGAGUCGUUGACCAGUAACCAAGUCCCGGCGCAGCAGCACCUUUCAGAGGCGACGCUGGAGAAUACCCCGGAUGCCUCGAUGGCGAGUAGUUCGGCGCCUCCUGCAGCUGCCGGGUCGCAGCAGGACGCGUUCCACUACUUCGGCAUGAUGGUCGCCGACAGGCUGCGUCGGCUACCCAGGAGCACGGCCCUUAAGGCACUGAACGCCAUGCACCAGGUUCUCUUCCAGCACGAAAUGGCGGCCGAUAUCUGAACGCAGCGGUGUUUCAGAGCCCACAUCCCGUAAACUUUUGCUGGCAGGUGUACAUAAGAUGUCACAUGCAUCAUAUUCUUGUGCUCGUUUAGGGUAUGUGGGCGAAAAGUACUCCUGUUACAAGCGCCUGGGUAUCUCAGUCGCUGGAGCAAGUACAAAUGCUUGCAGAUCAUAUCUGUAGGGUGUGUUGGACCACAAACAAGCAACAAGUCGUCUUUUUUACUGCAGCAUGUAUAUUUAAAAUACGUUGUGCGUGUGUUUGUUUCAGAUUUCCUUGUAAGGCCUCAAACGGGUCUUUACUGGCGCAUCUUCUUGUGGGACCUCGGGUCUCGCCAUUAACUGCUCUUUCACUUCGAUCCUUUCGAUAACUUCAUCGUUAUUCCCCUGUUCAUAACCAUUUCCUCACCGUUCAUGGCAUUUUCGUAUAGAAUCUCCAUCUUAAAUUUAAUCGAGAUUUCAUCUUCCCGACCAUCACACAACUCUCCACACCUUCCACUCCGUGCGAAUGCACAACUGUCGCCGAUCUCAGCGAUUGCAUCCGACAGGAUAGUGGCCAGCGCCUUCCGUAUAGACAAAAGACGCAGCGGCAUCGCAAGUUAUCGAGGACUGGUUCGUGAUAAGGAAUGCUGGUGGCCCAAUCAUGAAAUAUCCACUUCUAUGACUGGGCCAUCGACUCGCCCAUCUAGCUACUGUACUUCUAACGAGUCAUGAUUGACCAGUGCACGGCAGGGACGUGCGCGACUCGCCGCGACUUUUCUUGGUCGAAAUAUGUGUUAUUUAUUCUUGUGCAUCCAUUGAGCACGUCCCGUAUUAUGUCAGAAAAUGGUUUUACUGAGAGUGUUUCGGAAGAUGACAGCUAAUGAGCGGUUUUCAAGUGAUGUCGAAAACGAAGUGGCGUUCCGCGGCUGGAAUUUCGUAUCUAGUCAGUUCUGCAUCCCAAUUGACAGACUUCGCAGUGACUCCUACUACAUCCACGCGUGGUCUUCCAGUAAGAGCACUGCUGCACUUGCAUUCAAUAUGCAUAGUAAUGUGCAUAGGGUAUCGCAUUCAUUAUACUUGUUCUAGUUUAGUGUAUAUGGGUGAAAAAUACUCCUGUUACGAGCGCCUCGGUAUCGCAGUCGCUGUAGCAAGUACAAAAUAAUUGCAGAUCAUACUAUGAAGUGUGUUGGACCACAAGGAAGCAACAAGUUGUUGUCUUUUCUUUACUGCAGUAUGUCUCUUUGAAGUACGCUGUGCGUGUUGUUUGUCUUUGAACAUCAGUGAUGAAUAAAGAUUUGUUU
Rhipicephalus sanguineus (brown dog tick) is the source of this 1921-nucleotide messenger RNA. RefSeq lists its product as uncharacterized. The coding region runs from base 27 to 641 and encodes 204 amino acids. The transcript has 4 exons. The record is from RefSeq and is a predicted model, not a curated record. NCBI's taxonomy places the organism in Eukaryota, Metazoa, Arthropoda, Arachnida, Ixodida, Ixodidae.